AUGAAGUCGAUUCUUCCUUACAGCCUGCUUGCUCUAGGUUGCCUGGCCACGGCAUCCAGGCAGAGCCCUGUAUCUAUCGCCGCUGCCGAUGCCGACGAUGAUACGCCUCUUCCCCUCAUCAUCUGGCAUGGCCUAGGCGACUCGUUCGACGGUGAAGGCAUUCAGCAGGUCGCUGAACUGGCCGAUGCCGCCUUCCCCGGCAUCUACGUCCACAUCGUCAAGGUUGGCGCCGACCCCAAUGCCGACCGUUCGGCUACCUUCUUUGGCAACGUCUCGACCCAGCUCGAGCAGGGUUUGCGCCGACAUCGCCGCCGACCCCAUCCUCUCCUCGGCCCCGGCCGUCGACGCCAUCGGCUUCUCCCAGGGCGGCCAGUUCCUUCGCGGCUACGUGGAGCGCUGCAACGCGCUCCCCCGUACUACCGCGACCCGGCCCCCGCCGAGUAUGAGAAGUACAUCGAGUCGUCCAACUUUCUCGCCGACAUCAACAACGAGCGCGCGACGAAGAACAGCGCCUACGCCGACAACGUGGCCCGCCUCGUCAACUUUGUCAUGAUCAUGUUCGAGCACGACACGACCGUCAUCCCCAAGGAGACGUCGUGGUUCGAGGAGGUCAACGGCACCGAGAGCCUGCCGCUGCGCGCGCGCAAGCUGUACACCGAGGACUGGAUCGGCCUGCGCGCGCUCGACCGCAAGGGCGGCCUCAAGUUCAGGAAGGUGCCCGGCGAACACAUGCAGUUCACCAACGAGCAACUCAACGCCACGAUGCACGAGUUCCUCGGUCCAGCUUCCAAGAAGUUUGCCGCCGAGGCGCCCGAGCUGCCUCUGCAAGACGCAUGGUCUCAGGAGCUGUAA
Molecule: messenger RNA, 852 nt
Organism: Verticillium alfalfae VaMs.102
Lineage: Eukaryota; Fungi; Ascomycota; Sordariomycetes; Glomerellales; Plectosphaerellaceae
Product: palmitoyl-protein thioesterase
Exons: 2
Coding region: 1-852 (283 amino acids)
Cellular component (GO): lysosome
Molecular function (GO): thiolester hydrolase activity
Source: RefSeq, a predicted model, not a curated record